CCUGCACAUGAACCUAAAACUAAAUGAAAGUCCAAGCUACUGCAUAGUAGUAUAGUUGACAUGUAAUCCGCCCACCACAUUAGAGGGUGGAGUUGAGGAGAUAAGCUUCACCUAAAUCUUGUUCUAUUUGCUGGUUUUUUAGCAGGUACUGUUCAAGUGGUUUUAGUCAACCACUCUGCUGCUACUUUCUCUAAAACUCUCAAAGAUAUUAUGUUUUCCUUCCUUUUCUGAUAUCGACAUAAUCUCGAGCACGAAAACUAUUUAAAAAUAGCCAUUAUCAAACCCUUUGGCUUCAAAUUCACAUGUUUUUAGUCAUCUAAAAGUGACUAACCACCAAUAUCCCACAAGUGUGAUGCAAAUUCUCAAAGGGUAUUCGGGAAUUUUUGACUGAAACUUGCCCACUUCUUACAAACUUGAAGUGCCUAAUUAUAAUUACCUCGCCUUCUAGCUUCUCACUGCUGGUGAGAAGUAGAGGUAUCAAGCAAUGGACAACAGCUUCCCCAUUAAUCAGAGAUGGAAGCUUUGCACAUAUACAAGCUUCACGAGCAUUAUCAUCCUAGUGCUCUUGCUUGGUCAAGACCAGAAGGCCCUGGACUUUUUGACUUUUGGAAGCUCAACCUCAUCGGUGACAUCUUCGUUGAGUCUCGUGGACUACUAUGUUGCAGCUAACACUCAGUUGCAGCCCAAAAACACUUCACUUCUCAAUGAGCACGAUACGCAUGAGAAGAAAAGCUGCAACAUCUUUGAUGGCAAAUGGGUCUAUGAUCCUGAGGUAGGUCCUCUCUAUGAUCAAACUAAGUGUCCAUUUCUUAGCGACCAAGUUAGCUGCCGAAGGAAUGGCCGACAAGAUUUUGGCUACGAGAAGUUGAGCUGGGAAGCCACUGGGUGCAACAUUCCCAGGUUUAAUAGCACAGAUAUGUUGGAGAAACUCAGAGGCAAGAGAAUGAUCGUAGUUGGGGACUCACUUAACAGAAACCAAUGGGAAUCUCUUGCUUGUCUCCUCUACUCUGCUUUACCUCCCUCUCAGGUUUAUGUUGACGUACAAAGUGGCAGCUACAAGGUCUUCCGAUCAAAGGAAUACAAUUGUUCCGUGGAGUUUUUCUGGAGUCCGUUUCUGGUGGAACUAGAAGUCGACCGGGCUAAUGGUGCCAGAAUAUUGGAGCUCGACAAACUCUCAGCAAUGUCAAAGAAGUGGUAUGGUGCAGACAUCAUGGUUUUCAACACUGGCCAUUGGUGGGUGCAUCAGGGGAAGUUACAAGCAUGGGAUUACUUUCAUCAUGAUGGUAAGAUGGUAGAAACAAUGGAAAUGGACCUGGCACUCGAGGCAGCCAUGAAAACCUGGUCAAGUUGGAUUGAUCAGAACGUAGAUACGAACAAAACAGUAGUUUUCUUUAGAAGUAUUUCGCCAGAACACAAGGGAACGCAAUGGUGCUACAACGAAACCCAACCAAUCUCAGAUGAGUCCUACCAAGAGAUAUUCCCCGAGUCAUUAACUGAUGUAUUCAAGAGAGCAAUCAAGAGAAUGAAAACCCCAGUGAAGUAUUUGAAUAUAACAAAGCUAUCGCAGUAUCGAAGAGAUGCGCAUCCAUCAGUUUAUGCAAGAAGGCAAGGGAAACUAUCAGUAGCAAUGAAACAGAGAAAAGAAGAGAUCAUUACCGAUUGCAGCCACUGGUGUUUGCCUGGUUUGCCUGAUACUUGGAACAGGCUCUUGUAUGCUAACAUUGUAUCAGACUCCUCCUAAUACUUCUUGUCUGAUACCGUUCAUUCAUCACUGUAUCUCUUCACCAUUCCAUCAAUACUUGUCUGUUUGUACUU
Cucurbita pepo subsp. pepo (vegetable marrow) is the source of this 1815-nucleotide messenger RNA. Its product is annotated as protein trichome birefringence-like 42. NCBI's taxonomy places the organism in Eukaryota, Viridiplantae, Streptophyta, Magnoliopsida, Cucurbitales, Cucurbitaceae. Gene Ontology annotation, molecular function: O-acetyltransferase activity. Gene Ontology annotation, cellular component: Golgi apparatus. The record is from RefSeq and is a predicted model, not a curated record.